AUGUGGCGCAAGCGCAAGGCCUCCUCACCCGCAUCUUCAAACCCUGCAGAAAACGCCAGAAAGAAAAGGUGGACAGAAGCCUUUGUCAUCUCGUCAAGUGACGACGAGAACGACCACGACGACGGAUCCAGCUUAGACGAAGACGAAUGGUACAUUAACUGCAUCCUUGACGAAACCGAAUCACAAUACCUUAUUGACUGGGAGGGCCCCUGGUCACCGACUUGGGUGAGUUGGGCGAAGCGUCUGUCUGGAAACACUGGGCCCCUGGACACAAAGUGGUAUUCGUCUAACCGGGGUACAUACGGACAGGAACCUAAAGAAAACGCCAACGAAGCCGCGAUUCAAGUGUGGGAAGAAAAGAAGAAGGCGACGAACAGGAGCCUAUCGAGGAGCCGUCCCGCUAACCUAUCGCCAGUCCAUUUAACUGACUCCCACUCUGAAAAUCGAAGCCCAGAGAGUCCCGGCCCUAUUUUUGCGGAAAGCCGAAUUGAGCCGUCGCGAUCUGACGACCGUUCGCAGUCUCCAUUGUUCGUACCGAUUGACGAAAGCUUAGGGUCACCACAUCUAGAGGAGAAUACCAGGUCUUCCGAAGUGCAUACAGUACUCGAUCAGGCGCCGUCUUUCUCCCAGGAGUUGAAUGGUUGCCCACCAGAGACAGUCUUUUCACAUCAGUCGCAGAACACAGGUCAAUCGCUUGAACAAAGUUUAAACCCCAAACCAAUACACUUGGAACGGAAAACCUGGGCAUCUGAGGCCAUCGAAGCCGUCGCAAUGGACGACCCUACGAGAGACAGAGAAACGCCAUCUCUGGCGGAGACCAUGGAGAAAUAUAGCCAAUUCGAGGGUUCAACGCCAUUGGAAAAGAUUCGAAAUGCACAUGCUCAAAUACGUGCGAGGACCAACCCUGGAACUCCUUUGAAUGCCGAUGCUAGCGUCACUCCGUCCUCGGCUGGAGAUAUUGAGCCAUCGCCUUCGUUGCUCGUACCCGAAAUUACAGCACCUCUUAGCGUCAGAGUUGAUAGAGAAGGCGCUCCACACGUAACUCACGCUGAGGGAGAAUUGGAUGCUCCCGGCUCGAUAGUACGACCCACGGAAAUGGGUCCUCCUCAACAACCUAUUUUGCAGACAAUCCAACCCAGCGCCCUGACAGUUAGCCAUCAAGAGCAAGCGAUGCCAGGCUCUGUCCACCUUGGGCCAUCAGAAUUUGCCGUGCCCCUCCCUAUGGAUUCAAGGGUCAAGGAUGAUUACGAACGGAUAUUGAAAGGCGACGCUCAAAGCAUCGACGAGUAUCUUAAGACGUUCGCGCUCCAGGCCGAAACAUCCAGGAUAGAGCAAGAGCGUCUGAUUCCCAGAAUGAACAGCUUACUGGAACAUUUGAGCAAUGCUUCAACCCACCCUGAUCUGAAUAUUACCGAGCAUAUCAAAGACUCCGAUUCGGACCUCGCAAAAGAGGCAGCGUGGGCUGAAUAUUCCAGCGCAAAGUUCUUGCUUCUGGGAUACCUGAUCAACAAUGCUAGUAGUCGUGAUCUACACUUGGUCAUCAUGGUACACGGAGCAAAGACUCUGAAGAUAGUUGAGCGCUUUCUCAUGGGGAAGGGCCUUUCGUACACGAGGCCUCGCCACGAGAUGGGAAUCGGGACGAAUUUGGAAGUCUCCAUGGUGAAAGGAUCACUGAGUUUUGGGAUCCAGUCAACAAGCGACGAUGGCAUUAUGGAGACUUAUAAACCCCCGGCUGCAAUCAUCGCACUUGACAGGUCCUUCAACCCAAAGAGUCCCUCGGUCGAACACAUGCGAACAACCUAUGCUCGACAUGGGAACCUCCUCCCCGUGAUUCGACUGAUCGUCUCAAACUCCAGCGAGCAUGUUCAGUUAUGUUUUGCCAACUACCCAGAACCCCAGCGUCUACGCUUAGUGGUUCAAUAUACCUCGCGUCUCAGAGACGUGGUAGGCGAUCUUCAGGAUGAUGCUCUAGGCGUACACGAAGAUUCUGAGGAAAUUAUGUCGUGUCUUCUCUCGGACAAUUUCAACACUCACUGGUCCUUACCUCCCAUCGAGCCACUCCACAUCGUAAGCUCUGAGGAGCUCAACUCUGCGCUAAGUACUUACCAGAUCCAACCCGAAAGCGCGCUCUUCCCUACUCCGCAGAUUCAAAAGCGCUUAUUCCAGGUGGACGAUACUACUGAACAGACACCUAAGAGGCCGAGGAUGGACGAGUCUCAAGAAGCCAGUCAAUUUACAGAAGCUUCAAAGGAAUCCACGAAAUUUCCCAGCCAAACAUUGGAUACUGAUCUGCGGACUUUGGAGUCACAUCUCGUGCAGUUGAAGACAUCUCAUGCCACUGAGCUUGAGAAACUCCAAAAAGCCUUGGCCGACGCACAAUCUCGUCUACAGGAACGAGAGGGAGUUCUCUCAUUGCUCCAACAUCGCUAUGAGAGUCGCACACAGGAAUUACACAAAGUGCGGCAAGAGCGUGAUCGCUUGGCGGAAAGCAAAGUUUUGUCUGAACAGAGGCUCGAGAAGCAGAAGGAAGACAUUAUAAAACUAAAGGAUGAGCGCACUCAGUUGAGACAUGAGCUCGAAAAGGCACGGGAAACUUUAAAGGCCGGGGGAGGAAGCAUGGCAGAAUUGGAAAAAGCGCAGGAGGAGAUCCGUCGCCUGGCUAAAGACAAUGCUUCCCUGGGGCGGAAAGCAGAAUACGAAGCAAAGCAGGCGGAGUACACGCGUGAACAGUACCAGACAGCAUCCAACGUGGCUGCGCAAUCUGGGAACGAGAUCCUUCAGCUCAAAGAGGAGAAUGAGUCCCUCAAGCGCAGGGUUGCCGGCGAUGCCAGCCGUCUCAGAGAACUCAACAUUCAGAGUGAUGAACAGCGACAUCUUGCUCGCGUCAGAGAGUUGGAAGCCCUGCUUGCAUCUCGCGAAGAUCUUUUGCGCAGAAAGGAGGAUGAGCUGCGAGAAUUUCGAAAGAACCGACCUUCCACCAGAUCAACAAGCACGCAGCCACGAAGCCCGAAGUGGACAGCGGCAAAUAGCCGUCCAACCAGCCCGGGGAUCAAUAAUCACAACGGUUCCGGUUUCUCGGGACGAGGCAGUGGAUUGCGGUUUAGCUCUGAGGUGCCUCUUUAA
This is a messenger RNA of Aspergillus thermomutatus, 3123 nucleotides long. RefSeq lists its product as uncharacterized. The coding region runs from base 1 to 3123 and encodes 1040 amino acids. NCBI's taxonomy places the organism in Eukaryota, Fungi, Ascomycota, Eurotiomycetes, Eurotiales, Aspergillaceae. The transcript is spliced from 4 exons. Gene Ontology annotation, cellular component: HDA1 complex. The record is from RefSeq and is a predicted model, not a curated record.